AUGCAGACAUACCUUCUUUCCCAGAAAUUUAGCGCUAGGUCUUUGGCAGAAAACUCUACGGCUUGUCCAGCAAAUGCUACUGUUUGCAAUGGCACCUCUUGUGUGUUACCAGAAGAUAAUUUUAAUGAAACUUUGAGCAUAAUUUUAAGUUCUGUUCUAACAGUCAUGCUGGCUUUGGUGAUGUUCUCCAUGGGUUGCAAUGUGGAACUUAAGAAAUUCUGGGGCCACAUAAAAAGACCCUGGGGUAUUUUUGUGGGUUUCCUUUGCCAGUUUGGAAUUAUGCCUCUCACAGCCUUCUUGUUGUCCCUGGUCUUUAAUGUGCUUCCUAUUCAAGCUGUUGUGGUGCUGAUCAUGGGAUGCUGUCCAGGGGGCACAGCCUCCAAUGUCAUCGCCUACUGGGUAGAUGGAGACAUGGACCUAAGCAUCAGCAUGACAACUUGCUCCACGCUGCUUGCAAUGGGGAUGAUGCCACUUUGCCUCUUUGUUUACACCAAGAUGUGGACUGAUUCUAACACAAUUGUACUCCCCUAUGACAGCAUUGGAAUUUCACUGGUAGCUCUUAUAAUUCCGGUUUCGUUUGGCAUAUAUGUUAACCACAGAUGGCCUAGUAAAGCAAAAAUCAUACUUAAGAUUGGUUCCAUUGUGGGAGCGAUCCUCAUCGUGCUCAUUGCUGUUAUUGGGGGAAUACUCUACAAAGGCUCCUGGAUUAUCUCACCCAAAUUAUGGAUCAUUGGCACCAUAUUUCCAGCAGCUGGCUAUUCUCUAGGAUUCUUUCUGGCCCGCGUAGCUGGUCUGUCUUGGCACAGAUGUCGUACAGUGUCUCUGGAAACAGGCAUGCAAAACACUCAGCUAUGUUCAACUAUAGUACAGCUCUCAUUCACUCCUGAACAACUCGAGCUGAUGUUUACUUUCCCGGUCGUCUACAGUAUUUUCCAGCUGCUGUUUGCACUACUAAUUUUAGGAGGCUACCGUCUUUACAGAAGACACCGGGUCAAAACAAAGACAGAUGUUGAGAAAACAGAGGAAAAAGAAGAUUCAAAAUCAACGUCAUCACAUGCUAAAAUAAAUGGAGGAUUUGUGUCAAAUGAGACCAAAUAG
Messenger RNA from Phaethon lepturus (White-tailed tropicbird), 1098 nucleotides. RefSeq names its product solute carrier family 10 (sodium/bile acid cotransporter), member 2 (gene SLC10A2). Bases 1 to 1098 code for a protein of 365 amino acids. The record is from RefSeq and is a predicted model, not a curated record. Gene Ontology annotation, cellular component: apical plasma membrane. Gene Ontology annotation, biological process: bile acid and bile salt transport. The transcript has 6 exons. Lineage: Eukaryota; Metazoa; Chordata; Aves; Phaethontiformes; Phaethontidae. Gene Ontology annotation, molecular function: bile acid:sodium symporter activity.